Patiria miniata (bat star) is the source of this 9110-nucleotide messenger RNA. RefSeq names its product muscleblind-like protein 1. The record is from RefSeq and is a predicted model, not a curated record. The transcript has 12 exons. Gene Ontology annotation, molecular function: metal ion binding. The coding region runs from base 123 to 1709 and encodes 528 amino acids. NCBI's taxonomy places the organism in Eukaryota, Metazoa, Echinodermata, Asteroidea, Valvatida, Asterinidae.
ACAAUUGUUAUACAUGUACAUGUACAACAGGUUGGGAAUAUCUGACGUUGGCUUAUUAUCGGAGCGAUAAGUCAGUAGUCAGUGUGAUUUCUUUGUUUCUUUGGAAAUUUGGUGUCUUCAAGAUGUCUGGAUUACCCUCCAUGUCUUCAAGGGUGGCCUAUAAUUUUCCCAUAUCGCUGUGUCCCGAGCUCUCCCAAAAUGUUCAGGGCCGCUGCACGCGUGAAGACUGUAAGUACCUACACCCGCCGCCCCACUUGAAGACCCAACUGGAGAUCAGCGGCAAGAACAGCAUCGCAGCCCAGAAGAUGCUGCAGAAUUUGCACAACCACCAGCUGCAGUUGCAGGCCGCUGCCGCCGCCAGCAUGCAGCUGCACCAGCCUGGCGCCACCAUCUUGCCUACGCACCACCAGGCGCUCAACUCACUGGAGUUGGUUGGCUGUCCGUCAUACCCGUACGACAUGGGACGAUACAACACCAGCUGCACUAGAUGCUUACAGACAGAGGCGCCGUCCCCAGGAUUGAGUACCUCUCCCGCCCUCAGUACGUCACCCGCAGUGUCCGAAUCGUCCUUCUACAGUACCUACUUGUACCCCAUGCCUGUUUCCAUGCCCCCAGCAAACCAAGUGCCCAGUCAUCUCAACUCCAUGUACUCCCAGUACCUACCGGCGCAGCACAUUGCACCGACCAAUCAGCUUCAAGAUUUCCCCACGCCAGGCCAAAUAUUUACCCCCAACGGAGCCGUCAUACCCUACCUACCACAGCGCCCCAAGAACGACAAGUUGGAAGUCUGUCGUGAGUUUCAGCGGGGCAACUGCUCGCGGGCAGAGUGCAAAUUUGCUCACCCUGCCGAGGGGGCGGCCAUAGACCAGCUCGACAACACCGUCACGGUCUGUAUGGAUUACAUCAAGGGGCGGUGUAGUCGGGACAAAUGCAAAUAUUUCCACCCGCCCGCGCACCUCCAGACCAAAAUUAAGGCCGCCCAACACACUAACAGCCAAGCUAGCGUUGUGCUUCCGACCACGCCUGAAACAAUCAGCAAGAAACGAGCCCGGGAGCCUGCCGAUGACAUCAUUCUGAAUCCCGCAUUGCCGGGGCUUAUUCCGCCGCCCAAGAAAGGCGUGGGGGCCAUCUCACAUUCACAUCACAUAGCCGCACAGAGCCUGAUCCAGCAUCACCCGGCUAUGUACCAACCGGCCCUGACCACGUCCAUGCAGAUGAAUGGCCAGCCCUCUCAUUACCUACCACCGCCAAAAGUGUCAGUGAAUUGGCACUACCAAGGUGGAGGCAGCUGGGUUGCUCUCCCCGCCCAAACAUGGCCGAAAGCCGCCCCAGAAGUUCCCAUGAUGCCAACAGUGCCUCCCGGUGCCGCCGCUACCAUGCCUUCUUUCUACACACACCAAGUUAUGCCCCAGCAGCAGUCGGCUGAUACGAUACCUGUGUGUCGCGACUUCAAGUCGGGUAGCUGCAAGAGGCCCAACUGCAGAUAUGCACAUGUGAUGGAAGACCAAGUAGAGAUCAUUGAGGGCAAAGUGACGCUGUGUCGUGAUGCCGUCAAGGGCAAAUGUGCACGAGCCAAUUGCAAAUACUACCACAACUCCUCCAAUGCCUCUGCCUCCUCCUCUGCAGUCAAUGCUAGUGUCACCGUUGCCACCACUAUGGUUGCUUCAUGCUCUACUCCUCUGGCUGUCGCUACCAUGGCUGCUCAAUAAACAAAAAAGCAAGGGAGACAUAUUCACACAAAAAUCGGCUGAUCUCUCUUAUGCCUGCCUGCCUGCCUGUUUUGCCUGCACAACCCCCUCCCUUCUUUUUUUUUUGCUGGCGCUUUUGAUAAAAACCCCUUUUAUCACCAAGCUCGGAAACCAGCAAAAAAAAAAAACAGUCGCAUUUGGUUUUGUUUUCUCCACUUUUGUAUCUGCUUACAUCCCAGUGUCUGAAUUCAUAGAGCAUUUUGGGACCGUUGCUAUUUCUCAUGUUGGUAUCAUUUAAUUUCUGACUAUAGAAAAGAGACUUUAUUUCUCCGUUUUUGACGCUGGGAGAGAUGUAAGAUAAGCUUGCCCGCACAUCAUGAAAUCACGACAUUCAUAUGCACACACACAAGUGUUUAAUUGGAGGGGGUUAAAUUGUGUACAGGCCUGCAUGAGAAUGACGUUGUGCAUUUAGAUGUAGAAUCACAACAAAAAUACCCACAAGAUUCAGAUGGCAACCCUCAGUUCUUUCUACCUUUUUUUUUCCUAAAUAACUUUGGGAAUAUAUUGAAUUGACUUUUUUUACCUUGAAAAAAACCAUUGUGUGGUAAAAUGUGCCAAAAAAGAGACAAUUUUUAAGAUUAUGAAGCAUGUAAAUGUCGGACUGUUUCUUAGUGUAUAUAAAAAGAAAGUUAGUUGACAAAAAUCACCAAUUUAGAUUAUUUUUUUUUAUUGUGUGUAUCCUUUGAUAAAAUCCCGCACUUGCACGAGAAAUAUUGGGGGGGGGGCGUGGAAAUCUGUGGAAAUAACUACAAGAAAUAUUUUUCUCGACGGUGCUUUCUUUUUUUACUUCAACUGAAAUAAAACAACACUUUUGUACUCAAUUUGAUGUGAAACCCUCUACUUGCGUUUGUAUAGUAAUUCGAGUUCAUAAUUUUUCACAAGUUGUUAAUAUAUACUUUUGAAAGAACACCUUUUAUAUUUGGGGUCAUGCCAUUGGAAGCCUGUGGAUAUCUUUGUGGUGAUAUAUUUUAGCCCAGAUCAGCUUUUUUUUUUUCGGUGAUAGAAGCAAAAGGGUGGACGUGCAGGCCAAUGCAUUGGAUUGACAACGUCUGUAAAUCAAAAACAUCCAGGAGAAAUCACAAAAGGAAACAGAGAAAAGGUACAGAGAGUUGUAAAAAAAAAAAACACUUCAAAAUCCUUUUGGCAAACGGAGUAAGGGCCUGCUCAUGUCAUAUUUUGGGACGAGUUCCGGACAAGUUAUAAACAUUGUAUCGGGUGUAAGUUGCAGGAUUCCUAUCAACUUUCCUGCAAUGAAGUUAUCAGUAUGAGUCCAGCGGUUGCCAAUGAAAGUUUUCCCGGAACAUGUCCGGGACAAAUGCGGCGCUUCUCUCGGACAAAGUGAAUGAUUCUACCUGCAACUUGUCGGUAACUCAUCCCAGAUAUGAAUAGAGACGGGCCCUAAAAUGGUUACAGCUUCAACCAAUCUUCACUGCAUGGCUGCAAAUGAUCCACCAUAUUUUUUUUCAACUGUCAUCGGUGCAAACUAAUGAUGCUUUCUGGGCUGUGUUGGUUUUUUGGAUUUGUUUUAGCUUCUUCUUGGUAGUCAAUUUUUCCCACCAUCUUUGUAUUAAAGGAAUGCCGAGUAGUGGAUGUGUUGAUUUGUAUAUUCCAUCACCGCUGCUGGCUAUCUGAAUGAUCUUUACGCUCAUUUUUUGCUUGAAAGCAUGCCAUAAUGCCUUAUAGCUCUGAAAUGUUAUUUGUUUGUAGUUUGAGUCGUGUCACAUCACAUGGAAGCAUUCGCUAGAGGACGAUUGACCAUUAAAUGUGUUUUUUUUCUUAAGGUGAGCAAGUCUUUUGACGUUUCUCAGUUUAAAUUAUAAAUGAAGGAGGCAUAAGUUGAGGAACUUUGGUGUUUCUCGGAUGUAAAACUUACCAGUUUUGGCGUGACAUAAAUGGCGCCCUCAAGCGUUCUGUCGUACCAUGUGACACGCUCUGUAACCCAUGUUUACAAGCUUGCUGCUUUGGGGGUACAUGUAUAAUAAUCUCAGCACAUGAAAUUCAAGCGAAGACCUUACAUGGAACGCAAAUUUCGAUAUUUUUUUUCUUCAAAAAUCCUUCAGUUGUUUUUCUGAAGGAAAGGAGAUAAACAGUUGUUUUCUUGGUUGCUUUUUUUUUUAAUGGUUUUCAUUUUUCACAAUUUUUAUUUUAUUUUGCUCUUUGUGUUCAAAAACACUGUGCCAAAUGCUUUUCCUUUUAUUUUAUUUUACUACCUGGUAGUUCGUUCUGACUUUAUAAUUCGGAGAAGCUUAAGAGAAAAAAAAGCUGAAUAGACAAGGGAAAAUUGUCCCCCAAAAAUAAGAAAAUGAAAGGGGCUAAACUUGGCUUUUACAAGGAGAAAAGUCCCUGUCAUCUAUUAAUGGGAGAGAAAUUGAAAUAUUGCAACUCGUUAAAAGAUUCGCUGUUUGAACAGAUCUGGUGGAAGCUUUCUAAGGUUACUGCUUUAGAGCACGUCAUGCUGAAAUGCUUGACAAAAAAAAAAAAAAAAGAUUAUAAAUUUUAAGGAUUAAGAAGGAGCUUAGCUCCCUAAAAAAGGAAAACUUUACUCUAUCUGUCGUUUAAAAUUGAGAUGCAUAUAUCCGUCUCUCAUUUUAGUGAUUUGUAGUUGUAUAAAAAACUGUAUGACAUGUCGAGUCAUACUUAUAUAAUGUACUUAAACAAGUUUUUUUGUAUAUAACGUGUGAGGUUACAAAAUACAUUUAGACAAUUAUCUUUUUUGGGUUAUUGUCGGUCUUCUUGGAGUAAAAAUAAAAUAUCUUAAAUCAAUGGUAUUAAUAUUCAGUAUCAACGUAGUGUCUUUUACAAAUCUUGGUGCCGUCUUCUUUUUGUUUUUUAAAGGAAGAAAACAAGUGUGUGCCAUUGUUUAUUCAAUUUUAGACAAUAAUUUGUAAAACAUCUGACAAAAAAAAUAAUUAGGUGUGGUUAAUUCUUAUGAUGUUAUGAUAACAAUAAUUAAAAAAGAAAAUACAGGGUGCCGACAAUCCUAAUGUAACUGGACUUUUUUGCCAAAGUAUUGUAAGAUUAUACGAAAAAAACAAUAGCAAGAUGUGUUUCAAGAUUACUUACAGAAGUGUGUGUGUCUUUUUUUGUAAAAAAAGAAAAGAGAAAACCACACACUAUAAACCAACAGUGUGUUAGAUACUAGCACAUUAGUUACCUGUUGGUUGUCAUGGUGAUGUAAAAACGAAAUACCAGGGUUUCCGCGUUUUCCUUUUUUGUGUGAAAAACUCGGACAUUUCACCAAAGAUAUACACUGGAUUUUUUGUAAUGAUAAUCCAUGUAUUGCGAGCUAGAGCCUUCAAAAAGUUGCUUUACUACUAAAAAGUAAAAAAAAAAAAAUGUCGCAAUUCUAUUAGCAGUGCCUGUACCGUAAAAAAAAAUCAGAUAAAAGUGCUUGCAGUAAAAAAAAAAAAAAACAAGGCAAAAAGUUAGUUAGAUGUCGGAAAUUAUUGUAGCCUGUUAAUUGUCAUUUACUGUUUUUCUUUUUUUUUUAAUUAAAACAAAAACAGUGAUGUGAAAUCUAUAUACAGAAAUGCUUCGUAGAUGUAAUGAAUGCUUCUUGUACAAAACUAAUGAUAUUGAGCAAAGCUGUGAGUGUUUCGUAGUGAAUUGUAAAUGAUCCCAUAUAUUUGUGCCAAUGGUAAGACAUAAGGGGAAAAUGACUUUUGUCUGUUUGGAAAGCCAUCAGUUUUGGUCCAUUUUGAAGAGAAUGUGUUUGUGAAAUGUCCAAAAGCACUCCUGUAAUUGUUUGGGGUUUUUUUCAUCCAUGUUUGAAUUUGUAAAACUGAAUGUUUGCACUCCCUACAUGGACUUGUAUUGAACGUGCUGGUCACAUAGAUGCCACAACUGUUUGCUAAAACAUUCACAGCUAUUGUAACCCAUUAUUUCUUCCUAAAGAAGAUUGCUAUGCUUAUUGCAAACUGUAGUGCUAUGUUCUUCUCACUUUAUGAGGUUAUUUUCCACAAUUGGACGUUUCUGAAGAUGGAAGUUUGAAAAUACGGAUUGGUAAUUUUCCUCUUUGCUGAGAAACCAUCCAAAAUCCCCCACUCUACACUGUGGCCAUCUUGGUAUUGUUCCCUGAGUCCAUAGUGCAGAUAAGUGUGAUAUGGAUGAACACAACUAUGGUGUCAGCCUAAUUGUUUUUUUAAAGGGAUUGGCUGGUGAAAUUGUGUGUGUGCAUAUGGAAAUCACUCUUCAUCAUAGUUUUCUCUGACUUGGGCACCAUUGACCAUUUCUGGGUUGAAAGUUGUAAGGUUGUAGAGGAAGACAAAUCAAUCUUUGUACAUGUUGGAAAAGCUUUUAGGAUGAAAUUACAACUGUGAAUAACUAAUGUGCAUGUGAUUUAUGUAGUUAUGCAUUAAAAUGUGUCUUGAAACAACUCAUAGCGUUAAGUAGAAACUAGAAAAAUAUCAUGAAAGAACCAUUUCACAAAACUUUUUUAUUUAAUCAAUACUAUGUAUGAAAUACAGUGUUUGUAUUUUGAGUUUGGGAUAAUCUAACCCUGGAAUGAUUCAAUUGAAACUCAGAAUGUAAAAAAAAUAAUAAUACAACAGACAAAAGUGUUUCAUUUAUGAAAAAAAUAACUUCAGAGACAUAAUAUCUGUCCUUUUAAUUUUUUUAAAUGUUCUCAACAACUCAUAUUAUUGACUGUCAAUGCAUGUUUCUGAUUUGACCUGAACAAACUUCUCCAAAAUAGUCAGUUGUAUAUUUUAUGAACAAGAACAAUCUGGGCAGAAUUGUGAAAUGGUUCUUCGAUAUCUGAUAUGCGUUUUUUUUUUAAAUCAUGCUUCUUCAUGAUUUAUAAAUAGAAUAUAUACAGUAGACAAUGUUGUACAUUACUUUUUUUUAAGUACUACCAACUUUGAAAGAUAUUAACUGAAAUGAUCAGUUUUCUGAAAUGAAAUAUUAAAGAAUAAGAAUUUUUUGUCCAUAGAUGCAGUCUAUUUUAAAGUAAGAUUCUUAAUACUGUAAGUUUAUAUUCUUUUUAGAAAACUUUUUUGAAUUAAGUGUGUAAGUAAUUUGUUUUUUCUUGUUUACUUCCAUUCAUAAAAAUUUUGGUUUCCUGUCAUAUUUCAUGGUUUGACAUAAGCCUCACUGUAUUUUGGAGAGGCGUCAUAUAAUUUUUUUUGUUUUUGGUGAUUUUGUCAGAUUUUUUUAAAUUUGUUUCUAAACGAUUUUGGUUUUCUCCUUUUUUUUGUUAAUAUAGUUUGAUGACAUGUAUAAGUUUUGAUGUUUUUAACAAGAUUUUCACCAAAAUAUUGUGUCAUUUGUAGUGAUGUGUAUAGUUUCCGUAGGCGUGCAUCUUCUGUGGCAGUUUCAGCUGAGUCUUCACCUCAAAUUCUCCUUUCCGGAAAUUGACGUUUAUAAACAACUUGGUGACGAUACACAGUUAAAGAGUGAAGCCCGACAAUCACCAGUUUCAAAAAGUCUAGAUUGCAGUGACAAAUUUAAGUUUAGAAAAAUUCUGCACAGACCAGUAAAAGUUGCAUUCUUCAACGACAGGUGUUCUUAAUUGUGGGCGUGUGCAGUAUUUGGAACGGGGGGGGGGGCGUAAAGUGGUAAAUGGAACAGAUGAAAUAUUUUCCCAUAGAGGACCAGCUGAAAUUGGCGCAGUAAGAAAUAAGUCGCGUUAGGGAUUAGCCAGAUAUAGAGCUGCACAUUUUAAAGGUUUACCCACAACACAUACACGGAAAGAAAAUCGACUUGUACAAAACAGAUGUAGAAUUUGUUCAGGGGAAAAAAAAAAUUUGGAGAGGAUUAGGUGACGUCUUGUUUUAACUGUAAGGUUGUGACUCUGAAUAGAGUAAUUUUUUUUUCUUCAGAAAAACCAAUGUGCUUGGAGUGUGUUUUUACGUUAUUUCCCACAUAUAAUUCAAAUUUUUCCAAGUGUUAUCACUUUCUUGCCCUUAUAAUCCAAAUCGUGUGAUAGUUUUCAUACACAACUGACGAAAUGAAAUUUACUUGGUUUUUAUAGCAAAGUAGAAAACAGUGGUUUCGAGACGGGAAUUCGUAUUCCCACGACAGCAAUGCAAUAACAUACUGUCAAGAACAAUUUAUCCGAAUCUGUGGAUAGUUCUUAUCAGUAUUUUAUUAUUCCUUUAUGAGGGUUUCAUAACAAAUUAUGAAUCCAUUUGCUUUAAUGGUUGCCAAAGAAACUCGCGACACGCCUCAUUGCCAAAAAAUGCUCGCGCUUCAGAGCCAAUCAUAUAUGCCUAGCCAAUGUUUGCCCAUUUUUUGCCAUCUUUUGGCAAAUUUCUCAUUUUAGGAAUAACGAUUCUGUCUGGACUGAACCGUGAAUAUUAUCAACAUGUUGUUAAAAUUCAGGGAAAUAAGGUCUUACUGUGUGGCUGCUUUCUCGAGAUCAGAAAUGAGAAAUUAUCCAGAAGCAUUUGAAUUGAAAUAUACACCCGUCAUUUUGGGAGUGAUUGUAUUUUCAGAGAUGACCAGCACAUAGUUAAUUCAUAUUUCCCUGAAUUAUUGUAAACAGUACUACAUGUAUAUCUGUAUGAAAUAUCCCAAUACUUUAGUGCAGGAUUAAUACCACAUAAUACCUGAAAUGCAGUGGUGUUCUGAGGUUAGCACUACCAACUUGCCCAAUAUAUUGUCCAUUCAAAUCAGGAUUCUUUUAAGAAUUAUAAACUCCAACAACAGAAAAGGCGGGGGAUAACUUUUUGGAGAUCAUUCUUGUCAAGUACUCAACAAAAACAAAAUAAUAAAAAAUACGAACGAUUUUUUUUGGACAUUUUUUCCCACUUUAUAUAGCAAGAUUGAACUUACUUGUUAUUGUAUGUUUUAUAAUGAAUUCGUAGGCGGAAUAAUUAUCCCAAGUGCAGUCCUGCACCAAAGAUGCUUACCUGGUUGUAGAAAUAGUGAUGCAAUCGCUCAACAAAGUUGAAGACGUCUUCAAGAUAAACAUUCUUCUCUGAAGUCACACCAAGAAAAGCCUCCAAAAUGUUGUCCCUCCCCUCCCUCUCCCCAAAAAGCCUUUUUAGCAUGCUCAUGUAACACUCUCAAAGAGGAGCCUAAAAUAGCAGCACACAGCAGAUUUAAAAACUGUACAAAUUAGUGUAACAACAAAAUUAUAUAUCGUAUCAAGUGUUUAAAGGAACGGAAUGCAACGAACCCGCUAUAUGGAAGCGUUUAACGUUUCCUGCUAUGCUGCGUGCAUGCCAUACUAGCUUGGGAACGAGGUGGUGCUUACGUUACUCGACUCCAUGUUGAAAUGUUUGCGAAUAAACCAAAAAAAUCCAAGUAAAUAAGAAACGCGCUUUGUCUUUGUUCGUCUUGCUGCUGUGGCCGAAUAAUCAAAGAAAAUGUCAGUGCCACAAUAAAAGACACCUUAUAUUGGAGUAUGGAAACUUGAAA